AGGAAGGGGUAAAAAGAUAAAAAUUGCGAAGUUCAUGAUUGGCAACAAAUGACUACAAAACAGAAGGUUUCAAUACCACAGACUCAAUCUUAAUCAUGGAUUCAGUAGCAAUUUCUUUUAUCGUAAAACCCUAAAGAGAGAGACAGACUGACAGAUAAACAGGCAGGGUAUAUAUAAAUAUAUUUAUUGCAUUGCAUUCUUCUUUUUGUUUGUAUUGCAGUUAACCUCUUAAUCUGGUGGUGCCAUUGCUACUGCUACUCUCAAAACCUGAACGAUUCAUCCAAUUAAAGGGAUUGAUUAGAAUUCGGAGAAGGUUGAAGUAAUCGAAAUCGAGAACGAAGAACGACUACAGAAGAUGGAAGUGCAAAAUUCUGAACAAGGGCAUAUGAUUGAAAUACGUGGGGAUGUGCCAGCUGCAGAGACAAGCCUGGGUGGAAGUACGAUUUGUGGAGGCGCAGCAUGUGGGUUUUCUGAUGCUCAAACCAGUUAUAAAGAUGCAAAGGAACGUGCAACCUCUAUGCAGAAACUUUUGAUGGCAGUAGUGCUUUGCAUUGUCUUUAUGAGUGUAGAAGUAGCUGGAGGAAUUAAAGCCAACAGUCUUGCAAUCUUAACUGAUGCAGCUCAUCUCUUGUCAGAUGUUGCAGCAUUUGCAAUCUCCUUGUUCUCCCUUUGGGCAUCAGGGUGGGAGGCAAAUCCACGUCAAUCUUAUGGAUUCUUCAGGAUUGAAAUUCUUGGUGCCCUUGUUUCCAUCCAGCUGAUAUGGCUUCUAGCUGGCAUACUUGUUUAUGAAGCCAUAGCUAGACUUAUCCAUGAUACAGGUGAAGUUCAAGGCUUUCUCAUGUUCGUUGUUUCUGCAUUUGGUCUAGUGGUUAAUGUUGCUAUGGCUCUCUUGUUGGGUCAUGAUCACGGGCAUCACCAUGGCCAUGACCAUAAUCAUGGGCAUGCUGUGAAUGAUCACGACCUCCAUGACCACAGUCAUAGUCAUGACAGUGAACCGCAUAAUCAUGGAUUAAGUAUAACUUCUCACCAUCAACAUCAGCAGCAGUACCACCACCACCACCAUCAUCAUGGUUCGAAUUACAAAGUAGAUGAUGAGCAUCAUCAUACUCAUGAAGCUGACCACCUAGAGCCUUUGCUCAAGACCUACUCAGAUCGUGAAACAAAACCAGAAAGUGGAGCACGUCGGAAGGAGAGAAACAUAAAUGUACAAGGGGCUUAUCUUCAUGUCCUAGGGGAUUCCAUUCAGAGUAUUGGAGUAAUGAUUGGUGGAGCAAUUAUUUGGUACAAGCCUGGGUGGAAAAUAAUUGAUCUGAUAUGCACCCUUGUGUUUUCCGUUAUUGUGCUGGGAACAACCAUCAGGAUGCUGCGAAACAUUUUGGAAGUUCUUAUGGAGAGUACACCCCGAGAAAUUGAUGCCACAAGGCUUGAGAAGGGUUUAUGUGAGAUGGAUGACGUUGUUGCCAUACAUGAACUGCACAUUUGGGCCAUAACUGUUGGUAAGGUGUUAUUAGCUUGCCAUGUCUUAAUUAAGCGUGAAGCUGAUGCUGACACGAUAUUGAACAAGGUUAUAGAUUAUAUCAGGAGAGAAUACAAUAUUAGUCAUGUGACCAUUCAGAUAGAGCGCCAGUAAAUCCAUGGCGCAGUAAG
This is a messenger RNA of Durio zibethinus, 1647 nucleotides long. The record is from RefSeq and is a predicted model, not a curated record. Lineage: Eukaryota; Viridiplantae; Streptophyta; Magnoliopsida; Malvales; Malvaceae.